AUGAAUGAAUAUGCCAAGCAGAUCAGGGAGUACAGGUCACAGGAGAAGCCAGGAAAGACGCAUGGUAAAGUCUUCGUGCGGGUGCUGGGCGUGAAGAAUCUGAACGUACCGCUACCGCGAGAACAAACGGCCAUUACAUGCACACUCAAUAAUGGUAUUCAUUUCGUCACGACGCCCGAAUGCAAGCUUGGAAGAGAAUGUCGUAUUGACCAGGAGUUUGAGCUUAUUGAGCACAGCAAGCUCGAGUUUACGCUCACCCUUAAGAUACGGCGAGACCCACAUAUAGUGCAACAAUUCAAAGCAAUAGCCCCACCCCCGCCUCCUCCCCCUGUAGCAGCACCCCCUCCAGCACCAAAAGGCGGAAUGUUUAGCUUCCUUUCCUCGUCGCCCAAAAAGCCUUCCAAAUCCGCCUCACGAGCUCCACCCCCUCCUCCCCCCGCCCCGAAGAUGCCAGAAAAUCUUGCGCGAUACUUGAAGCAAGAUGGGACACUUGCACGCGCCUUCAUAUCGUUCAAAGACGUUGCUGCGCGAUGCGAUACACGGCUAUUCGAGAUAAGCUAUCCACUAAUUGGGCAGCGUGUCGAGGAAGCUAGCCCUGGGGGUAAGGGACGAACUUCAACAAUGGAGCUUGGAGAGAUUGUUUUACAGAUGUUCAGGCUCCCACCGCUGCCUGGCGUGCCGAUUGAUGAGCUGCCACAGAGUUUAGAGGAAUGUCAUCGGGGCCUGAGGCAUGUGGGAUGGCAUAAGGUGACGUACUUUGAGGGUACGUUGACGCAGAAUGGGGGUGAUUGUACCACUUGGCGUCGUCGACAGUUCCGUGUGAUUGGUGCGAACCUAGUGGCUUUCAAUGAUGUGACGAAGCGUGCAACGGCAACAAUCAAUCUCAAGAAAGCCGUCGCGGUGGAAGAUAUCCAGGAAGCACGAAAUAACGUUUUGAGUCCUGCUUCGCGUACGAACGGUCGAAAUACCUAUGCGGAUGACUAUGAUGGGCUGUAUGGCGUGGAAAGGUCAAUAAGGUUGUUAUUUGCUGGCAAUCAAGAAAUAUUAUUUUUUGCGGAUACGGAUGAGGAGAAGGCAAAGUGGCUUGACGUACUUCGUGCGCUGGUUGGACGUAUCCCGCCGAACCCACUUUGGGCAGAACUUAUAUGGCAGCGGCAGCAAGAACUUGGGAAGCAGGCUGACGCUGGACAGAUUAGGGGCAUUUGCGUGCCUCUUUGCAUUGCGCUCUCGUGGUUUGGCUGA
Messenger RNA from Serpula lacrymans var. lacrymans S7.9, 1242 nucleotides. RefSeq lists its product as uncharacterized. Gene Ontology annotation, molecular function: GTP binding. The coding region runs from base 1 to 1242 and encodes 413 amino acids. The record is from RefSeq and is a predicted model, not a curated record. The transcript has 7 exons. NCBI's taxonomy places the organism in Eukaryota, Fungi, Basidiomycota, Agaricomycetes, Boletales, Serpulaceae.